AUGCAGCACACGCAGAUGGCUUUAAUGAGGAAAGCUGAAGCUGAACUUCUUUCUGAACGGGAAGCAGAAAAGAUGAUCACGAAACGGAAGCAAGCUGAUGAAAUCUCAGGGAAAAUCCGCGAACAAAUUCUUAGCGUUAUGACUCUGCUCGACAAAGCACCAUGGGUAAAAUCUCAUCAGAAGGUCGGUAUUGCGUUAAUCAAAGAUCUCAAAAAACAGCUUUCUGAAAUGGAUACUGUCGCUGAGAACAUGGAAGUGGAAAUUCGCGAAAAAUCAAGCAUUGUAGCAAGUCACGAGAAAUUGUCAUUCCAAGUAUUUUGUAAAACUGCUGCGGUAUUAUCGUUGAAAAUUCGAGAUCUUUUAUCUGAGUUGGGAAGAGAAUUGGUUAAAAAUAACCAGCUUCGAAAAACGUUUUCAUCAGAUCAACAACAAAGUGCUUCUUCAGAAAAUAACCAGACAAUUGAGUUUUCUGACUUAAACAGUGCUCAGGAAAGCACGUUUUUGUCGUCUCUUGAACUUGCUCCUUCGAAGAUGGUUGUGGCAGAAGAAUCAGGAGAUGCAAACAUUGCGAUAGAAAAGGACGACAUUAUUGAUAGAAAUGUAACUGUUCAGGACUGUCUAAUUGGUAUCACCAAGCAACCAGUGGAAGUUUAUGAAAAAGUUCACAAAAAAUGCUCUCUUACUAAGGCCAACCAGUUUUCAAACGCACUUGACGGGAACGAAUCUGUAGAGGCUGGAAGUGAAGGUGUCGAGAUGGAUGAAAGUGUAAAUUCUGUAAUGGACGACUCUAAUCCAACACUAUCACUUCAGCAAGUGGAUGAAGCAUCUUUCAACCAGAACAAUGAUGCUGAAAUAAGUGAUAUACUCGGUGGAGUUGGAAAAAAAGGGUCUUGUAAAGAAGCGUUUAAAGUUCCUCAACCUCCAAAAACCUGUUCGGAUAUUGGAAAAAGACAUUUGAAAAAGAACUCAAUUCCAGUAAAAAGUGAGCGUUUAGAACUGUUAUUUACUGGUAUAAUUGUCCGGCAAGCAUUACAAGUAGAUGACGAAAACUCAGAUUUUAACAUUUCAUCUCUCAAUCCUAACGUAGCAGAAGAAUUUAAUCCGUCUACUCUUUUGGGCUUAUCUGCUGCAGUACAAGGGUCAGACGGUAGUCUGGACUUUAUGUCUAUCUUUAAUGGCAGUGGAAAUCAAGGGGGUUUUGAAGAAGAUAAUAUUUUUUCUUUUGAUUUCAAUGUUGCUGGUGACGUCAAGAGGGGCAAUGACAGCAAGAAAUCACUUAAUCAACCUUUUGCAUUCUUUUAG
Enterobius vermicularis (human pinworm) is the source of this 1302-nucleotide messenger RNA. NCBI's taxonomy places the organism in Eukaryota, Metazoa, Nematoda, Chromadorea, Rhabditida, Oxyuridae. The record is from the annotation of a GenBank genome assembly.